CGAAGGAACAGACAUUUAUAUCACGCCGAGAAGAAAAAAAAAAAAAAAGAUAAAAAAGAAUGAUUUCAAGUACCUCAACAUUGAAGAGAUCUGCCAUCUCAGGUGUCAUGACGCUUAUCAAAGCUAAUGCCGCUACCACGGUUCGCUCCUCUAUCUACACCACUGCACGCCGCUACCAGUCUUCGUCUUCCUCGUCCCCUUCCUCGAGUGAUCUUUCUAAGCUUGAUUUUUUGAGUAUUGUUAAGCCCGAGCGUCAAGUGAACGCGGCGUCAAUGGAUAGAGUUGAUCUAGCACAUGGAUCCUUCUUUGCGCUUCAUCGUCCCCUGCUUGGUCUUACCCAUGUCCCUGUUGAUACUAGGAUCAACUCUUUUAGUGAUUUUGAAGAAUCUGUCGAGGAUUUGAACAAUUACUUCUCUUCACUUCGCCCAUACUCACCGCCCAACAGUAGCAGCAAUCUCAGAUCCACUGAUUCAAAGCAAACUGUGCAGGAGUUCUUCCAUCUCAUCGAGCGUCAGCAACAGAGUCGUUUAUUGAAUGUCGUGUCCAUUACUCCACCUACUAUCGGUACCAUCAUGGAUGAAAUGGAUGAUACGAAUGUGAUGCAUAUGACAAGUGUGCUACGCAAGAGGAGGAUCAAGAUGAGGAAGCACAAAUAUAAGAAGCUUCGUAAGAGGACCAGAGCUUUGCGCAAGAAGCUGGCAAGUAAAAAAUAAAAUAAAAUAAAAAAAAAGCCUGUAGGCUGGUUGCAUCAUUCAGAGCAGUGAUGAGCUGUAAAUAUAACAGCAAAGUUCCAAUGUGUUGCCAGAAGGAGUAGGUUGAGCAAAAAUAAUAAAGCUAAUAUACAAG
Molecule: messenger RNA, 846 nt
Organism: Lobosporangium transversale
Lineage: Eukaryota; Fungi; Mortierellomycota; Mortierellomycetes; Mortierellales; Mortierellaceae
Exons: 3
Coding region: 60-713 (217 amino acids)
Biological process (GO): mRNA processing
Cellular component (GO): mitochondrion
Source: RefSeq, a predicted model, not a curated record